This is a messenger RNA of Coffea arabica (coffee), 2053 nucleotides long. RefSeq lists its product as uncharacterized. Gene Ontology annotation, cellular component: cytosol. The record is from RefSeq and is a predicted model, not a curated record. Lineage: Eukaryota; Viridiplantae; Streptophyta; Magnoliopsida; Gentianales; Rubiaceae. Gene Ontology annotation, molecular function: tRNA-guanosine(34) queuine transglycosylase activity.
CCGCUCUCUUGUAAGGUCUUGAACCAAAAGAACUUACCAUUUUUGUGGCCAUAGAUGCAAAUAAAUUGGAAGAAGAAUUGCCCAUUUUGCCGGGAGUUCCUAAAAACGAAAUACCCAUAGCUUGUGGGGCAAGAGUGCAGAAAGCAAUAUGUAUUUUACGUAUAUAAACCACGUAAAUCAAGUUGCCGCCGGCGCGCUUUGGUCUACCAAGUUUAGGGCACUUGCUAACGGUCAACUCGCGCUUCACUUCAACGCCGCCGCCACCUGUUCCCUGUCCGCCGCUCAAUUCCGUCAGCUGAAUUUCCUCCUGCGUUUUCAUAUCUCACAAGAAACUAAGCUAUUUCUCCUUUUUGCGAGUAGCAUUAUAUUGCUGCACACUGAAGAACAAGGAAGCUGGUGCUUUAAUGGCUCUUAAGUUUGAGUUGUUUCUAUGACUUGUUAAACUCUGCCAAUCAGAAUGGCGUGGUUUUCAGCUUGUUCUAUACCGGCUGUGCCUCUUUUUCUUCAGGUACUUGGAAGGUUUAAUCGUGCCCGUGCAGCUCAACUCACUCUCCCUCACUAUCUGUGCCAGACACCUUUGUUUAUGCCAGUGGGUACCCAAGGAACUAUAAAAGGUUUAACGAAGAAUCAGCUGGAGGAAAUUGGUUGUCAAAUUAUACUUGGGAACACAUAUCAUCUAGCUUUACGUCCGACUUCUGAGCUCAUUGAUGAGUUGGGCGGUCUCCACAAAUUCAUGAACUGGCCAAGGGCACUGCUUACAGACUCUGGUGGUUUCCAAAUGGUAUCCUUAUUGCAUUUGGCUGACAUUACAGAAAAGGGUGUCACAUUUCAGUCACCUGUCGAUGGGAAACCGAUGCUUCUUACACCCGAAGAAUCAAUACAAAUUCAAAACAGAAUUGGAGCAGAUAUUAUCAUGGCCCUCGAUGAUGUUGUGCGAACCACUAUCACAGGGCCUCGAAUUGAAGAAGCAAUGUACCGCACUCUUCGUUGGAUAGACAGGUGCAUAGCAGCUCACAAGAGGCCAAAUGAACAAAAUUUAUUUGGGAUAGUUCAGGGUGGUUUAGAUCCAGUAUUAAGGGAUAUAUGUGUCAGAGGUUUGGUUGAACGUAAUCUGCCUGGCUAUGCUAUUGGUGGUCUUGCAGGCGGUGAAGAUAAAGAUUCAUUUUGGCGUGUUGUUGCUCAAUGUACUGCUGCAUUGCCUGAGGAUAAGCCACGAUAUGUCAUGGGUGUUGGUUACCCUCUAGAUAUUGUUGUUUGUAGUGCUUUAGGUGCUGACAUGUAUGAUUGCGUGUAUCCCACUCGUACAGCUCGCUUUGGCACAGCUCUUGUUCCAGAGGGAGUUUUGAAACUGAAACACCAGGCAAUGGCUAAUGAUAUACGUCCUAUUGAUCCCAUGUGCGAGUGUAUGGUCUGUAAAAAUUACACAAGGGCUUACAUUCAUUGCCUAGUAACAAAAGAUGCUAUGGGAUCUCAACUUCUUUCAUAUCACAAUUUAUAUUACAUGAUGAAGCUUAGCAGAGAUCUACACUCAUCAAUUGUUGAAGGACGGUUUCCAGAGUUUGUUUGCAAGUUUCUGCAGACAAUGUUCCCAAAAGGUGAUGUGCCUGAAUGGGUUUGCAAUGCCAUGGAGGUUGCAGGAAUCGACAUUUCUUCAUGUUGUCAUGAGAUGAAGGUUUGAUGUUGAUAAAAGCUCAACAUUGUAGGAGUACAUAUUCUACAGUUCAAGCAAAUAUAGCUGCUAAGACACAUGCAAGUGAUUAUACGGUAGUUGAUGCUGGAAAAAGCUCAAAAAUUUUGGUAUUGACUUUUCAUUGAGCACCUAACCGAUACAGAUGUUAGAUACAUGCUCGUGACAGUACGGUGGAAACAAAUUUCUGGCCAAUACGCUCCUGCACUGUGAUGUACUGCUGAAUGCAGGAGCAUCUGUCUCUAAUUGAUCUGAGCAGACAAAUGGUGGAUGGUAUAUACUCCCUUGGAGCAAAUGAAUUGAUAAAUUUUGAUCCUCAAUUCUAUACAGCUUCGAGCAUAGAUUUUUGUGCUUUCGAAGAGUGUG